GCGAAGACCGUGCAUUCGUCUUCCUCUCGCCACCAUCCUCCCCCUCCUCCAGUGACUCCUCUCUCUCACCAAGCCUCGGAUUCACUCCCCCAACGCCCUUCUAUCCCUCGCAAGCCGACUCGCCCGACGCACAGUCGGUCUACAUCCAUCCCCUCCAAGUCGGCCUCCGUCCGAGCGAAGCCGCCGCCCUUACCGCGCUCCGCUUCGUCGCUGUCCGCUGUCCACCACCGGUACUCGCACGACCCCAACUUCCACCCCCUCAACCUCCACCCCGACGAACUCCGUCGUCUCUCCGCUAUGGCUGCUGCCCGCGAUGAUCUCCGCAGCUCGAUGGACGUCGACAUGAACGACCCGCGCCUGAGCUCGCCGCCCCCGACCAACGGCGUCAACGGCACCCACACCGAGAAGAGUCCCACGCCGCCCCCUCACCGGUCCAAUGGGAACACCGCCGAGGCCGACUCCUUCAAGUUGGCCGGCAACAAGUUUUUCAAGGAUGGCAACUACACCCGUGCCAUCGAAGAAUUCAACAAGGCCCUCGAGAUCUCCCCCAACUCCUCUGUCUACCUGUCGAACCGGGCGGCCGCGUACAUGGCGGCCAACCAAUAUCUGGCGGCGCUGGAGGACUGUGAGCGGGCCAGAGAACUCGACCCCACCAACGCCAAGAUCAUGUACCGUCAGGCCCGUAUCCUGACCAGCCUGGGCCGCCCCACUGAGGCCCUGGACGUGCUGUCCCGCAUCGAGCCCCCGGCGUCCGCCACUGACCGGGCCUCCGCGGAGAAGAUGCUCCGCUUCGUCACCCAGGCCGAGGAGGCGCUGUCCGGUGACCGGGGCGUGUCGAUGGUGCUGUUCUGCUUGGACCAGGCGCGUCAGCUCCUGGGCCAGGGCGUCAAGGAGCCCCGCAAGUGGACUCUGAUGAGCGCGGAGGCGCAGCUGAAGCUGGCCAACGACAACUCGUACGGCAAGGCACAGGACAUCGCCAUUGGUAUGCUGCGCGAGAACAGCCAGGACCCCGACGCGCUGUUGAUCCGGGCGCGGGCGUUCUACGGCAUGGGCGACACGGACCAGGCGCUGAAGGUGCUGAAGAUCUGCCUGGGGCUGGACCCGGACAUGAAGACGGCGAUCAAGCUGCUGCGGACGGUGCAGAAGCUGGUGCGCACCAAGGAAGAAGGUAACACGGCGUUCAAGGCCAAGGACUACCGCAAGGCGAUCGACCUGUGGUCGCAGGCGCUGGCGGUGGACCCGAAGAACAAGGACAUGAACGCCAAGAUCCUGCAGAACCGGGCGCAGGCGUACAUCAACCUGAAGGAGCACGACAGCGCGGUGGCGGACUGCACGGAAGCGCUGCGGCUGGACCCGGGCUACGUCAAGGCGCAGAAGAUGCGGGCCAAGGCGCACGGCGGCGCGGGCAACUGGGAGGAAGCGGUGCGCGACUACAAGGCCGUGGCCGAGAGCAACCCCACGGAGAAGGGCAUCCAGGAGGAGAUCCGGCGGGCCGAGUUCGAGCUGAAGAAGGCGCAGCGCAAGGACUACUACAAGAUCCUCGGGGUGUCCAAGGACGCGUCGGAGACGGACAUCAAGAAGGCGUACCGCAAGCUGGCGAUCAAGUACCACCCGGACAAGAACCGCGACGGCGAGGCGGGCGACGAGAAGUUCAAGGAGAUCGGCGAGGCUUACGAGACGUUGAUUGACAACCAGAAACGCGCUGCAUAUGACAACGGCGACGACCUCAUGGACCCGGCCGACAUGUUCUCGCACGGCGGCUUCGGCGGCAUGGGAGGCAUGGGCGGCAUGGGUGGCAUGGGCGGAAUGGGCGGCAUGGGCGGCACGCACAUCAACAUCGACCCCAGCGUGCUCUUCAACAUGAUGAACGGCGGUGGCGGUGGCGGGUUCGCGCACGCGGCCGGCGGCGGACAGCGCGGCGGAUUCCCCGGCGGAUUCCCCUUCUAGACAGACAAACAGACCGACAGCGUUGCAUGAGAAAAAGUUGCUGCUUGGCUGGUUUGGUUGGUUGCAUAUGCGUUAUUUGGCUGUGAUUUCGAUUCCGAUUCCAACGACAGAAUGACGCGAUAGACUUUCUUUUCUUGUUCUUUCUUUUUUUUUUUUCUUG
Aspergillus heteromorphus CBS 117.55 is the source of this 2107-nucleotide messenger RNA. Its product is annotated as DnaJ and TPR domain protein. The transcript has 3 exons. Gene Ontology annotation, molecular function: protein binding. Lineage: Eukaryota; Fungi; Ascomycota; Eurotiomycetes; Eurotiales; Aspergillaceae. The record is from RefSeq and is a predicted model, not a curated record. Bases 298 to 1947 code for a protein of 549 amino acids.